CUCAUACUUGAAUCAGCAUUCUUCACAGCAAAGUAAUGAGUUCGAUUUAUGUAGGCUACGACGAAAUUCAAACAGCGCCGAACGGUAUUGCUAUAACAACUCAGAUACUACGAUUCAGGAGACCUUACAGCCCAUGCAGACUUUUCUUGGUGUAUUGCAACAUCUCAGACGGUGUCGUAUCUUCACUGAUCCGCAAGGUUUGGGAUGGGCUUAUGUUUUUGAGCGUCUGGUGCGAGACGUUUGCGAACCAUGGUACCGAGCGGAUUUUGACCACGGGUGCCUGAUCCACCGUACCAGAUAUAUGGCAGAGAUGCACACCUAGAAAGACUUCGCGUUGCACACCACUACGUCUUCACGACUGCCACGAUUUCUUGCCAACGUCUGCAUUAUCCCUUUUAUCUCGCCUCGUACUACGAUCUGCUCCUCGAUAGCGCCGCUUUCCCGCGAGAUGUCUUUUCAAGAGGCAAAUACUCCACUUACCUCUUCACCAAUCCAACGAAUAGGCCAUGGAGAUGUGUCAAGCCAGACUUCUCCUCGUCAUGUUACGCCUCCUUUAACCUUCAUGGAACUACCCAUGGAUAUACUUCUCCUCAUCUCCGACGAGCUGUCUCUAGUCAGCAUGGUCGCAGUCUCUCGAACAUGCAGUGCCAUGAGGAAUCUACUACAUUCCAAAUGUGUAGCUGCUAUAGCCACCAUCAGGCUUCCAACGAAAACAAUCGAACGUUGGGUUUUCCUGGCAGAGCGUACCAACUACGAGCCCGGCUGUCUACUCUGCAUGCCCUGCCGCAAACGACAUAACAUCGAUCCUUCGGACAUUUCGGACGUUCCAUCGGGCCGUCCGAGCUUUAGUAAUGAAUGUCGUUAUCCCUGCGGCGCAAGCUGGACAGUGAGGAACCACCUUCGCCAUCAUCACGCCAGCGCUCUUUUUCCAGCAUACAACCAGAUUCAGCUAGCGCUCAAGUACGCUCGUAAAAGGAACGCUCCUCAUCUCCUAUCGAGUCUACUGGCACCACAGACUGGUUUGCCUACGGAUGGGAAUAUUUGGGACUGCGUAAAAGUCGCCGACUUUAUUGCUCGCCCGAAGAUCGUGAAUAAUCGAUUUCUACUUCACUCGACAUGGAAGCUCAACCUACCUAACAAAGUCCGUUCAACCCUAACUAAAGCUGUGGCCAACUCGCUUCCUGAUUUCCGGAUUUGCUUGCACCACGGUCUCAAUUUGGGCUGGAUUGAACGGGAGCUGUUUCGUACGAGACUGGGCGCAGGAUCGCAGAUAUGUAGCAGCGGGUGCGCGUAUUGCCCUAUCGGCUUCUCUAUUGGGGUUAUUGUAAAGUACAGUAUCUUCCAGAUCUGGCAGGAUCUUGGGACCCAAGGACCACCUACGGAUGCGCCGUGGCGAAGUGUCAAGUUGGACAGCUCCUACCCGAGAAAUGACGAUGGUGAAAUACUUCGUGCUUUUGGGAGCAUUAGAGACACGUAUAAUGAGGCGUAA
This is a messenger RNA of Mytilinidion resinicola, 1489 nucleotides long. RefSeq lists its product as uncharacterized. Gene Ontology annotation, molecular function: protein binding. The coding region runs from base 449 to 1489 and encodes 346 amino acids. The transcript has a single exon. NCBI's taxonomy places the organism in Eukaryota, Fungi, Ascomycota, Dothideomycetes, Mytilinidiales, Mytilinidiaceae. The record is from RefSeq and is a predicted model, not a curated record.